Molecule: messenger RNA, 824 nt
Organism: Spea bombifrons (plains spadefoot toad)
Lineage: Eukaryota; Metazoa; Chordata; Amphibia; Anura; Pelobatidae
Gene: CLTRN
Product: collectrin, amino acid transport regulator
Exons: 6
Coding region: 33-668 (211 amino acids)
Source: RefSeq, a predicted model, not a curated record
UUCUUUUUCUUGGGGAAUGUUCAUUUGUAAGGAUGCUUGGAAGAAUUCUCCUCUUAACUUGUGCCCUGGCACCUGUCGUGGUUGCAGAUCUCUGUGAACCAGGGGCACCGGAAGCCUUUAAAGUUCGUAUUAGUGUCAAAGCCGCACUGGGAGAUAAAGCAUAUACCUGGAACUCUGCAGAAGAAUAUCUCUUUAAAGCUGUCAUGGCCUUCACCAUGCGCAGUUACACACGCGACGAAACAUUUCAGAUUUCCAAUAUUUUGCUCUGCAACGUUACAAAGAGAGUCUCUUUCUGGUUUUUAGUUACGUCUCCUUUGAACGACUCCGUUCCUUUCCCCGGCGCCAAGGUAGAAGCAGCGAUCAGACAUGAAAGAAACAGGAUCAACAGCGCCUUUCUUUUAAAUGACAAAACACUGGAGUUUUUAGAAAUCCCCCCUACGAUGGCUUCUGUUUCCGAGUCUCGCAGAUCGUCUUGGCUUAUUGUGUUUGGAGUAAUAGUCGGUUUAACCUCGGUGGGAGCCAUGUACCUUGUAGUGUCUGGAGUCAGACGGCAAAUGAAAAAAAGGAAAACAGAAGAAGGAGAGCAGGAACAUGAAUUUCAAGACAGGGCGUCUGCCGUAAAGACGAACGAAAAUGGACCUGAUUAUGAGAACUUGAGUUUUUUUUAACUGGCUGGAAGAAAAUAUUUUGUUUUUGCACAGAACCUCCAGAAAUAUGUCCAAUAUGUCCAAAACAAUUCUCUUUUAACUUUCCACUUUACAGCCCAAAAAAAAAGGCAAAUUCAAUAUGCGUUUUAUUUAUUAAAGAGAUCCAUGUUUUCAUUU